CUGCCUCAUCAUCAAUCAUCAUCAUCCACUCAUUGCUUUGGAGACUCUUUUUGUUCAUCUAAGCUGAGUGAUAAGAGAAAACGAAACUAAAGAAACGUAUGAUGAUGAUGACAAUGAAGGCCUCAGCAUCAAUUUGUAGUAGUAGUUUUAUCUUCUACUCAGCUUCUUCUCACACAACACAAAAAUCUCUCAACUCACCUUUUCAUGUCAAAUCCAUGGCUACUCCCAAACCCCUUCCUUCUGUCUCUAGAACCGUAGGUUCUAAAAAGAGUUCAACUGUAUUCCCACUUGGUGAACAACCUAGGAGUGCUACAACAUCCACACCACCCAUUAAACUCCUCACAAGAAUGGAGCAACUCAAACUAUUAACAAAAGCAGAGAAAGCAGGGUUGUUAUCAGCAGCAGAGAAAUUUGGAUUAUCUCUUUCAACAAUAGAGAAACUUGGACUCCUCUCAAAAGCAGAAGAACUUGGUGUGUUGUCUGCUGCUACUGAUCCAACAACACCAGGGUCACUUUUCACACUCAGCUUUGUUUUACUUCUUUUAGGACCUUUGUUUGUUUACCUUGUUCCUGAAGACAACUUUGGAGAAGUUGGAUUGCAGGUUGUGGUUGCUUUGUUCAGUGUUGUUGGUGGUUCUGCUGGUUUUGCUGCAUCAAGUUUUGUAUCCAACUUGCAGAAAAUAAAAUAAAUUUGAUGUUAUCUUUUUCUUUUUGAACCAUCUUGGUCCAAGGGAAAUGACUCUGGUAAUACGUAGUUUGAUUGAGAGAUAAGUAAAAUCUGACAAAUAAUUGUGAUAGUAAAGAUUUGAUUUUCUUUGAUUUCUCUCUUUCGAUUUCUUAUAUAUAUAUAUAUUAGUUAUUUGUUAUCUUAUUGUAUUAUGAUAUGAAGGGAGAAUAAAUAAUGAAUGAUUUCAUUAAGUGA
Molecule: messenger RNA, 922 nt
Organism: Cicer arietinum (chickpea)
Lineage: Eukaryota; Viridiplantae; Streptophyta; Magnoliopsida; Fabales; Fabaceae
Source: RefSeq, a predicted model, not a curated record